AUGGCCGCGCUGUACGUGGGCGACCUGCACCUGGACGUGACCGAGGCCAUGCUCUAUGAGAGGCUGAGCCGCGUCGGGGUCAUCCUGUCCAUCCGGGUGUGUCGGGACAUGAUGACCGGCCGCUCCCUGGGCUACGCCUGCGUUAACUUCCAGCAGCUUGCAGACGCUGAACAUGCACUGGACACGAUGAACUUUGACCUGAUAAAGGGAAAGCCCAUGCGCAUCAUGUGGUGGCAGCGGGACCCCUCGCUGAGGAAGAGUGGCGUGGGCAACAUCUUUGUCAAGAACCUGGACAAGUCCAUAGACAACAAUGUCCUGUAUGACAUCUUUUCCUUUUUUGGCAACAUCCUAUCUGGCAAGGUGGUGUGUGAUGAGAACGGCUCUAAAGGCUACGGCUUCGUGCACUUUGAGACUCAGGAGUCGGCCGAGAGAGCUAUUGUGGAAAUGAACGGCAAGCUGCUCAAGGACCGAAAAGUAUUUGUGGGCCACUUCAAAUCCCUCAAAGAGCGUAAGGCUGAACUCGCCACCCGGGCCAAAGAAUUUACAAAUGUUUACGUCAAAAACUUUGGUGAAGACGUGGAUGAGAGGAAACUGAGGGCCUUUUUCAAUAGAUAUGGAAGCAUAGCCAGUGUCCGCAUCAUGAGGGACGAGAGCGGGUUGUGUCGCGGAUUCGGCUUUGUCAGCUUCGAGAGGCAUGAGGACGCCCAGAGGGCAGUGGAUGAGAUGAACGGGAAGGAGUUGCAUGGCAGGACGAUCUAUGUCAACCGUGCCCAAAAGAAGAUGGAGCGUGAGGCUGAGCUGCAGAGUAAUUUUGAACAGAUGAAGCAAGAGCGCUUCUCCCGCUACCAAGGCGUCAACUUAUAUGUGAAGAACCUCGACGAUGGCAUCGACGACGACCGCCUGCGAAAAGAGUUUGCGCCAUUUGGUAUUAUAACUAGCGCCAAGGUGAUGACCGACGGCGGACACAGCAGGGGCUUCGGCUUCGUCUGCUUCUCCUCCCCGGAGGAGGCCAGCAAGGCAGUGGCGGAAAUGAGCGGGCGCAUGUUGGGCACCCAGCAACUGUACGUGGCCCUGGCCCAGCGGAAAGAGGAGCGGCAGGUGUAUCUCAGCAACCAGUACAUGCGGCGCAUGGCCAGUGUGCGGUCCGGCCAGGUCAUCAACCCCUACCAGGCAAUGCCGGGCGCUGGCUACUACAUUGCAACGCCGAUAGCACAGCCGCAAAGCCGCGCUCCUUACUUUCCAGCCGCCGCCCAGAUGACCCAGCUUUGCCCGAGCCCACGCUGGACCACUCCAGACUACCAGAACCACCCUGGUGCCAUGCACCCGUCCGCACCAAGCCCCCCGGCCUUUAACAGCCUACGCCCUGCCUCCCAAGUGCCUCGUAUCAUGGCCAGCCAGCGUGUAGGAACUCAGACUCUCAGCCCGCGGCCCACCUCACCAGUCACCCCCUUGUAUGGCAUCCCUCAGUACAAAUACCCUGGAGCCGCCCACAGCCCUCAGGAUCACGUGCAACAUGUUCAACCGCAAGGGGAGAUGUCGGUGCAGCAGCCCGCCGUCCACGCUCAGGUGCAGAAGCCUUUGACUGCAACCGUGCUGGCUGCUGCGCCUCCAUUGGAGCAGAAGCAGAUGCUGGGUGAGUGUUUAUUCCCACUCAUACAGAACAUGUAUCAACACCUGGCAGGGAAGAUCACCGGCAUGCUGCUGGAAAUCGACAACUCUGAACUGCUCCACAUGCUGGAGUCACCUGAGUCUCUCCGCUCAAAGGUGGGCGAGGCCGUGGCGGUGCUUGAGGCCCACCAGGCCAAGGAGUUGACCCGAAAGACCUACUGA
Nerophis ophidion (straightnose pipefish) is the source of this 1830-nucleotide messenger RNA. Its product is annotated as polyadenylate-binding protein 1A-like. Gene Ontology annotation, molecular function: poly(A) binding; mRNA 3'-UTR binding; poly(U) RNA binding. Lineage: Eukaryota; Metazoa; Chordata; Actinopteri; Syngnathiformes; Syngnathidae. The transcript is spliced from 13 exons. The record is from RefSeq and is a predicted model, not a curated record. Gene Ontology annotation, cellular component: cytoplasmic stress granule; ribonucleoprotein complex; cytosol. The coding region runs from base 1 to 1830 and encodes 609 amino acids.